Messenger RNA from Lycium barbarum (goji berry), 1149 nucleotides. Its product is annotated as F-box protein At5g62510-like. Bases 1 to 1149 code for a protein of 382 amino acids. The record is from RefSeq and is a predicted model, not a curated record. Lineage: Eukaryota; Viridiplantae; Streptophyta; Magnoliopsida; Solanales; Solanaceae. Gene Ontology annotation, molecular function: protein binding. The transcript has a single exon.
AUGGAGGGGAACAAGAUUGUUGCAUCUGGUAAUUUUUCACAUAUUCCCCAGGAAAUUAUGUUUGAUAUUCUCACAAGGGUUCCAUCAGCCAAGUCUCUAUUGCGAUUUAGGUGCGUUUCUAAAUCGUUUUGCUCUCUUAUAUCACAACCCUCAUUCGUUGAAGCACAUCUUCAAAAAGGUUCAUCAGAUCAUCUACUUGUCAGUUUCCCAUAUUACACCGGUAGAACUUUUAUUAGUUGUGAUUUAGAACAUAAAAAAUUCCAACUAGCUUUUUCCUUAUUCCAGUACUUGAAUGAGCCAUGUUUUCUUCAACUUGACCGUCUGGAAUCUCUCAAUGGCCUAGUUUGCCUAUGGAAUGAGAAUAAAGAUGUUGCUAUUUGCAAUCCUUUCACAAGACAACAUGUUUUUCUUCCUAGACUAAUUGAAAAAGUUCACCGGAGAUUAACUUGUUGCUACUUGGGUUUUGAUCCCACGACCAAAAAACAUAAAGUUCUCAGGGGAGAAGAACUGACCACUUUUGGUGGAACUCCGCGCUGGAGUAUCUUCACUCUUGGGAUGGACACGUCGUGGAGAGAGAUUCACUUUUAUGCCAAAGUUUUUCCUAUAAAGAACAAUUGGGUUCAUAUCAACGGGGUCAUUUAUUCUGCAGACUUUUAUGAAUUCUUAGUUGCUUUCAAUGUUGGAGAAGAAAAUUUUAGCAUGAUCUCGUUUCCUUGCCGGGUGAAAUUAGGCGAUGGACUUGUGUCACCAACUAUAGUGGAGAUAAAGGAAGAAGUUGCACUUUUAGAUCACAAGAGCCUUCGCAACGAUGACAAGAUUGUUGUGUAUGUUUUAAUUAGUAAUGGCUCAUGUGAAACAACAUGGGUGAAGAUGCAAACAAUUGAGCUACCAUCAGAGUUUUCCAAGAUAAAGGAGACAUUUAUGCACUGUCGAUUUACCACUACACCUAAAGGAGAGAUUAUAUUGAUUCCAUCCUUCAAGAUCAAUUGGAGUUGCAUGGAGUUUAUGUACUCGUUCGUGUUCUUCUAUGAUACUAGAAAGGAGGAAUGGAAAAAAAUUGAUUUAUGUGGAGUUGGUCAACGAAAUAUCGAAGAGGUGCGGAAUAGCGUUUGGCGUAAUCUUGUGGAGACUAUUCGCCCCUUGGAAUAA